UAUCAGAGAGAAAACAACACUUUGGACUCUCCAUGUUAUCUUUUUCAGCAAAUGAUGCUGUGUCAAUGUUGUGGAAGAUUGUGGAGGCUCAGAGCAUGUGCAUGUCAAUUAAGAGGUGUACGGGACGUUCACUCUAUUGGUCUUGCUGUAAACACCCAGAACCAGUAUGGAGCAGAUCAGGGACCGUGUUUUCAAGCAUAAAAACUACAAUUUUGUGGUCGGUCUUACAACUCCAGAGUACAUAGACUCUCUUGAGAGUUUUGAAAUAAAAGACAGCGAUGUCUUCGUUGUGACUUAUCCAAAGUCAGGUACUGUAUGGGCUCAGCAGAUCAUCAUUUCCAUCCACGAACUGCAUGGGAAUCAGAAUAAAUAUUCAAACAACAUGGAGAGGAUGCCGUGGCUGGAGUACAAGACAGCUGAAUACACUCUUCUUCCCUCUCCACGACUCUUCGCCUCGCAUCUCCCUGAACAUAUCAUGCCUCCAGGAGUGAAAGAGAAGAAGGCAAAAAUCUUGUAUUUGAUGAGGAAUCCAAAGGACAACGUGGUGUCUUUUUAUCACUUCAGCAAAGCCAUGGCAGACCUGGACACUCCCGAGAGCUUUGACCAGUUUUUUGAGUGGUACAUAACAGGAAACAUUUUUGCAUCAUCCUGGUUUGACCAUGUCAGGGAGUGGUAUUUAAACAGAGAGCAGUACAACAUCCUCUUCCUGACCUACGAGGAAAUGAUUUUGGACCUGAAAGCAUCAGUGAAGAAGAUCUGCAACUUCUUAGGGAUAAACCUGACUGAAGCCGCCAUCAGUCAAGUUGUGGAAAAAGCUACAUUUCAAAACAUGAAGAAUGACUCGAAAGCAAAUUAUGAGCAUCUUCCACCAGAGCAGUUCAGUGGGAAAUUCCUGCGCAAAGGUCAGAUUGGAGACUGGAAGAACACACUGACUGUUGCACAGAGUGAAAGAGUGGAUCAAGUCCUUCAGGAGAAACUUGGUGAUUUGCCUUUGAGCUUCAUCUGGGAAUAAGCAGAGCAGCUCUUCAGGGUCUCCCAGGAGUUUUAAAAGCAUUGAUUUCAUUAAUCUGAAAAAAGCAUAAAAAUGUGUUUUUCUGGUAUUAAAACAAAAAAAACAACAACAAGAAAAGAUUAAUGUUUGUUUGCCCAAGAUGUAUUCAUGUCAUGUAGAUCAUGAUUCCAGGAAUCAACAAAGGUCAUUAAUAAAAUGUUUAUCAGUCAGCACACGAUACUUUGGAUUCUCAUAAUUUCUGAAUAGUCAUUAACUGUUAAUUGUGUUUUUUAAUCACAUCGCUUUGCCUUGACCUUAAAAUGUAAGAAAUUUCUUGAAAUAAAUGUACUUUUGCCAUGAA
Messenger RNA from Oreochromis niloticus (Nile tilapia), 1352 nucleotides. RefSeq names its product amine sulfotransferase. Gene Ontology annotation, molecular function: sulfotransferase activity. The transcript is spliced from 7 exons. NCBI's taxonomy places the organism in Eukaryota, Metazoa, Chordata, Actinopteri, Cichliformes, Cichlidae. Bases 167 to 1012 code for a protein of 281 amino acids. The record is from RefSeq and is a predicted model, not a curated record.